AUGAGAGGACAUAAAUACGCAUUACUUCAAAUUAUAAUACAAGGAAAAAUAGAAGGAAAACUGAAUCCAGGCCGUAGAAGAAUGUCAUGGUUGCGUAAUUUGAGAGAGUGGUUUGUCAGUAAAUAAACUCUUUAGGUCAGCUAUAAACUAGAUCAAGAUAGCCUUGAUGAUUUCCAAUCUCCGAUAUGAGUGGCACAAGAAUAAGAAGAAGAAAUAGAACCAUUUACAUUAUAACGGUUGAUGA
This is a messenger RNA of Diabrotica balteata, 244 nucleotides long. NCBI's taxonomy places the organism in Eukaryota, Metazoa, Arthropoda, Insecta, Coleoptera, Chrysomelidae. The record is from the annotation of a GenBank genome assembly.